AGAGAAGAUCCAUCUCAAAGAGCCUGAAAUUUCUUGUUCUUCUUCUCUUGCAGCUUAAGGCCAUUCAUUAGUAGGCGAUUGCCUUCCACGAGGUUCGAGUACUGUUAAGCAAACUACAACAAGCCUGCAGCUCAGCAUUGUCCACUUGUCGUGGAUAACAGAAGAGCCUAGACACCAUAUGCAAAUGUACUCCGAAUACAAUGCAUACUUCUAUUCCAUCCUAGCAAGAAGCCCAUCCGUCCGCUUAGAGAACCGACUCCACAAUGACAUCAGAUUGAAACUCCAAAUUAAACAACCAGAAGAAGCCAACCGAUGGAGAAAUCCAUCGCAAGAUCCGGCAGUAUGAAGGUGAGGGCAAUGAAGCUUUUUGGGAGCGUUGGUUCAUCCGCCUGUCACCCAGCAAUCCGGUCCGUCUGGAUCAGCUGGAUAAUAGACGAAACCGUCGCCUGCGACGGGCCUUUAAUUGGUUACUGUCGAUUCCUGGCCUUUGGCCAAACGGGAUGCGAAUCAGCAUGCUUCACCGGCUGAUCGCCAGGGGAUGUAUUAAAGUGAGUUGAUAUCUCAACCUUUUCCUUGCUGAUUACCACUAUAUAGGAGAAUGUCACCUAUUUGACCAUAUUGAAGACUUCUGGACUUCCGUAGUUGCCUUGGAUCGCGGUAGCAUGAAGAAGAUUGAUUCAGACACGGUUGACGCCCUGCAGUUGCUGGCGCCAGGUAAAUCCCGAACGGACGCCGGAACGGCCCGUGGGCGGAUCUUGGGUGGUCAGGCAUUCGCAGAAUUCAGUGACGAAGAACGAAGGGUCAUCUGGAGUAGGUUCGAGAAGGUUGACAGGCUUGUUCCGUCUUUGCAUACGUUUUUUUUUUGGAGAUUUAAAGUAUCUGGAAACCUGCGAGUCUGUGUGGAAGACCAUGAGCUCAAUGUAUCAAAGCCAAUAGAAAAAUCGUUUUCGUCUUUCGUGUUUCAAUUACCAGGACGAGCCAUCACGUGGUUAGAGCCUAGAUGGUGGAAAUCGGAAAGUACGUUGGCGCUAACAUAAGCGGCCAUGAGGAAUGACGCCGAAAAGGUCCCCACAACUGCUUAAGAGGGGAUGUCUAAGCGUGAGCAGUUGUCCAAUCAAUACCCUGGUCAGCUGUCGUUCACGCUGUUUAUCUUUCCUCCUGCGACUUUCCCUGCCCCUCUUCAGCGAGAUGAACUUAAUUCCCAAGGAUACGAGUUGGAAAUAUGGACAACAUCCUUCCCCUCAGCAUACCCCACUACCAGCUCGAGGUCCCGUUCUUCGGCCACGAUGUUUACGAUAAUCUCGGCUUCAUCACCUACCCCAAUCGUCGAGGCUGGGACCCCCGCCACCUCCGGGACGGAAAUUACGGAGAGCGAUCAUCUAUUGACGCAGCGUCGUUCGCUCAGGCAUGGCUGUUCUUCGGCACAAUAAGCGAAGUCACGGGGGUACCGGUACGAGGAACGGGCUUUAUUGACGUUUCCGAGCCUGACGGCCGUCUGCUUGUCACAACUCAGCAUCUACCGUUCUAUCUUGAGAUCUGGCGCGCGAAGGCAACGAGAGCUAGUAGCACUGCGAGACAGAAAAGAGAAACGCGCGAGCAAGCAAAGAUGUGUCUCGAUUUCCUGAUAACGUGGAUACCACCUGUUCUCCUCGUCCCGGAGCACCCCGAGGUCGCCGUUUCCAUAGAGAUCCUCCUUGUCACGCUCGUCAACUCGUUCAAGGAAAUCUACGGCCUCGAAACGUGGGAGGUCCCGUCAGCUAUUACAGAAAAUAAAGAAGAGCGUGUUCCCCUGCCUGGCAACAAUCAGGGAAUUCAUAAGUACCUCAAGGCUCGCAUGGUGGCUCAAGGCUGGUGUCCAUAUCGGCUUGAGAGUUUUGCUUAUGGCCUUCCUAACGAUGCCCUAUAUACACUGAGUUUAAUGGGUACGAGUGAUCUGCGCAGCGGCCACGACAACUGUAAUGAAGAUGUUUGCGUGGGAAACUAUGUUGAUGACAAGACGUAUAAUGAGACGCCGCGACAUGCGAGAGAGGGCUGUAAGUGCGGUUUUGUGAGGGCGGAUGUCGAGAAGGCGAUAAGUAUCAUUGAGCAAGGGCAGAUACCUAUUGCGACGGUCAACAUAGAUUCAGAGAAACAAGUGUGUCUGGAAAUAACCCCGUACAAGCCAGGGAUGAUAUAUAUUGCCAUUUCCCAUGUGUGGGCCCAUGGCCUCGGUAACCCGGAUGAAAACGCUCUCCGAAGCUGCCAGCUCCUGGAACUCGACAAACUCCUCAAGCGUACGCACGAAGACCAAAACAUAAGAGAUACAAGCACAGAUAUUAAGACUAUAUACUUUUGGAUCGACACACUCUGCCUCCCUGUCCGCCCCCCGCACUGCCGAAAAGCAGGCAUCAAGCAAAUGCGCAGCUGCUAUGAAGCUGCAGCUGCAGUCCUGGUCUUGGACAAGCACCUCCGCCGCUGCACAAUCUACAGCCCCACUGUAACCACCGAACUACUCCUCCAGAUCGCGAUUUCGGACUGGCGGUUUCGCGUCUGGACCCUUCAGGAAGCCAUCUUCGCAAAGAAUCUGAUCUUCCAGUUCCUUGACGGGCCAGUCGACGCCGAGGAGCUGAUUAUCGCACACUAUUCCAGUCCUGCCUGUGAUAAUUUUACCCAUAUCAACAUGUUCCUCCAAACGAAUAUACUCGUCGCUUUGGGUUUGGAUCCGUUAGCCGAGAGCAAGAAGUUGCGCGUACAACAUUACUCGCUAUUGACUCUCUUUUUAUCCUUACAGGGCCGCGCAACCAGUAAGCAAGAAGACGAGCCGGUUUGUUCGGCGAGUCUCCUGGGGCAGGACAACGUUCUUGACGCAGUGCUGGAGUGCCGGACGGAGGACCGGAUGAAAGAAUUUUGGCGCACGCAGGGUUCCAUUCCAGCGUGGGUGCCAUUCCUUGAUGGUCCCAAGAUAGAAGAGACGGGGUAUAGGUGGGCGCCGUCGACACUUAGGAGUCAGCUUCGGUCGUUGACAGGGACGCCGAUUCUACCGGAUUAUUUUUUUGAAUCGACAGAGUCGGCAACCGGAUCCAAGAUUCGGGCGUUGCUAAAUAAUGCGGAUGUACCUCAAGAGCUCGCAGAAUUUGUUCCUGGCGGCCCAUGGCUAAGGAUUACCAAGCCCGGAUUUCUCUUGCUGAAGCAGAGAGAAGAUAACAGUACUUUAGUGGGGCCGAUGGACGACGCGUUCAGGAUCACGGACGAUCGGGGACAUAGGUACAAUGUGGUGAGGUCAAUAGGUAACUUCAAUCCGGAAUUGCCUGCCUUGGGAGGAGAUAUCGCUAUCAUUGUUUCGAGUUUUCCGAAGUUUUAUCACCCUCAGGUUCUUGUUGUUUCAGUCAUAAAGCAGGGUCUGGAUCAGGGUCAGGAGUCCGAUUGCAUUCGUUGCAGGGUUCGUUGCAGGGGAACCCUCAUAGUCGGGGAGACAUUUCCUGGGUGGCUGUCUACGACUGAUUCUACCAUUUCAUACAGCGCAAGGAGAAUGGGGGAGGACCAGACUUGGUUACUCGAAUAAGUCUACACAACUUCGUUAUAUUCAUCACAAGGCUGGCCCCUGCUAUUCAUAGUUUUUUGCGAGGUCCAAGGAGGUAAAUAUCCUAACAUAAUAGUGCCUGACAGGUCAUAAAAUAGGAUUUCAUAACUGUAGCAGCGUCUGGUGGGGGACGUUCAUAACACGUUUUCCCACUUCGUCGUAGUAAUGGGUAUUCAU
This is a messenger RNA of Aspergillus calidoustus, 3736 nucleotides long. NCBI's taxonomy places the organism in Eukaryota, Fungi, Ascomycota, Eurotiomycetes, Eurotiales, Aspergillaceae. The record is from the annotation of a GenBank genome assembly.